Molecule: messenger RNA, 2859 nt
Organism: Coniophora puteana RWD-64-598 SS2
Lineage: Eukaryota; Fungi; Basidiomycota; Agaricomycetes; Boletales; Coniophoraceae
Product: molybdopterin binding oxidoreductase
Exons: 16
Coding region: 120-1664 (514 amino acids)
Cellular component (GO): mitochondrion
Molecular function (GO): oxidoreductase activity; molybdenum ion binding
Source: RefSeq, a predicted model, not a curated record
CGAGCGUUAGCGGCUAAGACUUUGUUUCUAGACCUUCAGACGGCAAGAUAAGAAUCAGGGGUGCCGAAAGAAAUAUAAAGCUCCGCACAAGACACUGACGGCUUGAGCAUUCAUCUCCCAUGCCCUCGAUCGCAGAAUACAACGGUGUGCCCCUGAACCAGCUCUUCGCCGAGGAGAAACAAGGAUGGUCGGGAUAUGUCGAGUGGGAGAACUAUCCUGACAAGAAAGCUAUAGCUAGUGAGGUCCUCAAGCGGAACAAAUUUACUCCUAUCCCAGAGUUUCAGUUCGUACCGCUUCCAGAUACUAACCCAAUCCUGAUCGGGCAUCGAUGGAAGGAAUACCACGAGGCGCUUGGUCUGAAGUACAUCGUCGAUCACAGCUGGGAUAUCGUCCAGAAGGAGAAACCCGACCUUAUCCACCUCCUUGACUUCCCUUACAACGGCGAGACGCGCCGCGACCAGCUCUUGCAAGGCAAGGUUACGGAUAACAUGUACCAUUUCGUGAGGAACCACGGCGGCAUUCCAGCGAUUCCAGACGACGUAUUCGAGCUGGAGAUCGGCGGUCUUGUCAACAAACCAGUGAAAUUGUCGUUGAAAGACCUCAAGGAUGAAUCCAAAUUCCCACAAGCCGAGGUGACCGUCACGCUUCAGUGCAGCGGUACUCGUCGCAUCGAGCAGAUCAGGGAGUACCCAGGUGAUGGUGACGAACUAAUCAAUGCGCCUUGGGGUGAAGGUGCCAUAGGCACAGCAGUUUAUCGCGGAGUGCCACUGAAGAAAGUGCUCAAACACGCGUGCGGCGGCGUUCUCCCGGUAUGCGAGCACCUCGAAUUCAUUGGCGCCGACACCUACUUCAAGAAAGGAGACGUCUUCAACUACGCCGUCUCCGUCCCCUGGCGCAAAGUCCGCGCGAAUGAAGAAGUGCUGCUUGCGUGGGAGAUGAACGGCAAGCCCCUGCCCAAGAUCCACGGUGCCCCACUGCGGCUCGUCGUCACCGGCUACAUCGGCGCGCGCAGCUGCAAGUGGGUGUACAAGAUCAAUGCGUUGAAAGAGCCAAGUAUGGGUCCGGUCCAAAGACAAGAGUACCUUUACUACACGUCUCAACUUGGCAAGCAAAACGUGAAGUAUUCGAAUGGGUUCUCCAUACAGAACAUGCCUGUCUCGAGUGCCAUAAUCAAGCCGUCAGACAAGUCAGUGAUCGUCCAUGACGGGAAAAUUCACCUGGAGGGAUGGAGCUACAGCGGUGGAGGAAACUGGGUCGAGCGUGUUGAAGUCUCGCCUGAUGGUGGCCACGUUUGGUAUGCUGUCGAGGAGAAUGAUUUGACAGAUAAACAUUUCCACGCUUGGAGGCUCUGGAAAAUCGAUUUACCUGUAGACGCCGAGGGAUGGCUCGAGUUUUGCGUCCGUACCUGGGACUCCUCCAAUAACACCGAGCCGACGUUUGUGCGAUCGGCCUGGAACUGGGAUCUCCAUGUGACGUCAUCUUGCCAUCGCAUCAAGCUGUACAGCGUCAACACGACGAGACCUGCGACGAAGAGGCGCUUGGAGUUGCUUGCUGCCUAUGGCGAAGGUAUUGAACCGCUUACGCGCCCGUUCGAGCAUUCGCUGGAGGACCCUGAAGAAUACCUGGAGAAUUAUCGUAAGCACCGAAGGGAGCCGAAAGAUUAAGUGAUGAAUGGACACAAAUACGAAAGUGGACUUGAAUGAUGCACCUUCCAGUAGAUGUCGGCCAGGCUAGUGCUUGCUGAUCACAAACAUCCUCUGUGACUCAUUAGGGUAUGCAUUGUUCGGUCUGUUUAUACAUCUAUGUUUGUUGUAAGUUGUAAUAGUAUGUACGUACCAAGCGCUGUAACUCUAAAAUAAGCAGUCUGUGAGGCACGAGAAUCUUAGGGGCGAAUAGGAACAAUCAGUUUAUGGUCGGCUCAUGGUAUUUAGAGUCCGUAACACCCAUUCGUAGGUCCCAAGGAAAAUUGCACCUCCGCAAGCAACCCAAGCAGUUCUGGGGAGUGUCCCGGAGUACAGUUUGCGUAAACCUUCUUCCUUGUAAAUUCCAACGAACCGCCUCAGAAGAGAGAUUUUGGGUCGUCUCGCGUGAGUCACGGAGUCCUCGAGGUUUAGAUCUAACAUUACUCGAGUCUUGACCACGUCAAGGGGGGUUGUGAGCGCAGCCGCUAUACUCCCCGAGAGAGAAGCACACAUCGCGGCCUCGUAAGCGUGAAGUGGUGGUCUCUGCUGACUUGAGGGCCCCUUUGCGUCGUCAUCGGAGAUGCGACCCAGAUAGCGGGCUAGCCGCCACUUGAAGAACUCAUACAUAGGGAACUGAAAGGAGGUGAAAGGUAUUUCUCGGAUAACCGUUGCGGUAAAACCACAGUAGAAGCCUCCCCAUCCAUCGAUCUUCCAGACUAGUCGAGCGGUCGCAAGAGAAUUUGAGGCGAGAGGACCAUAAGCGAACGUCUGGGUUCUGGUCUUCACGACUUCGGAUGGGACGCGAAAGCAUGCGCCUACCACUUCCGCAACUGAGGCGGACAUGAGGUGAUUGAGAGGAUGCCCUUGCAAUGGCAGAGUCCGUUUCAUUCCCUCAUAGGUGGCGAAGAAUGCUGCAUUAGUUACACCCGUUAGAACAAGUACACUUCCUAUCCCCCGAUAAAUGCCGCUGAAUCCACCUGACCGCUUAAACCCUUGCGAAGACUGAAGGCGGGUCUUGAGCGUGUCGAGAGGGAAGAAGACCGAAUCAAAGGCAGUGCCAGCUAUCCCCCCAGCGGCGAGACACUGCAGAACUGUGGGUUUGAACUCGGCCAUAGUGUUUUCUCGCUCAGCAGGUAGUGAAGAGUGAAGUAGAUGGAGAUGCGGAGGCUAGAGGUGG